Scaptodrosophila lebanonensis is the source of this 643-nucleotide messenger RNA. RefSeq names its product UDP-N-acetylglucosamine transferase subunit ALG13 homolog (gene Alg13). The record is from RefSeq and is a predicted model, not a curated record. Gene Ontology annotation, biological process: dolichol-linked oligosaccharide biosynthetic process. NCBI's taxonomy places the organism in Eukaryota, Metazoa, Arthropoda, Insecta, Diptera, Drosophilidae. The transcript has a single exon. The coding region runs from base 2 to 514 and encodes 170 amino acids. Gene Ontology annotation, molecular function: hexosyltransferase activity.
AAUGAAUUUAGCUGUCGUCUAUGUUACGGUGGGCACUACAAAAUUCGAUGCACUCACCACUAUUAUGGUAUCAGACACGGUUUUAGAAGUACUGAAAAAGCGACAAUGCCAGAAGCUUGUGUUGCAGCAAGGAAACAGUUUACCGGUGGAAUUGGCAAGGAUUCAAGAGAUAGAGAAAAAAUACGGCAUUAAAUUGGAACAAUACAGUUUUCGACCCAACCUAAGUGACAUAAGAGAAGCCGAUUUAAUCAUAGGCCAUGCCGGUGCUGGUACUUGUCUUGACAUAUUGGAGAACGGAAAAGCCGGUCUUAUCGUUGUCAACGAUGAACUGAUGGACAAUCAUCAGAUGGAGUUGGCCCAACAAUUGGCCGACGAGCAGUAUUUAUACUACUGUCGAGUGAAUCAAGUGCCCAGCAAACUGAGCUCUCUUGAUUUCAACGCACUGAAGCCCUACGAGAGGGGCACGGAGAAUAUGCGCAAAUUUGUAUCUUCGCUGGCCGAGCUAAUGUGCUAGUGACAUCAACAUUCCCAUCCAUUCCCAGACAAUGGGUCAUGUACGUAUUUUGUUUUUGGGCUAACCCGAGCAUCGGGCGCUUUUGCUAUUUAUUUGUAGUUUAUAAACACAAUAAAGGACUAUGAAGAA